CGCCGCGGGGCAGGGAGGGCCCUCAGUCGGGCUCUGUUCUGCGCCCCCCGCCCAGGAGGGGCGCCGCGCCUGUCCCCCAGGAGCCUCCCUCUCUCCUCGUCCACCUCUGCCAGGAGCUAGCGCCACGGCUGUGCGGAAAAGCCAUGGGAGGCGAGACCUCGGCACCUGUUCAGCUGAAAUCAAGGGCUUACAGUAUACUAGGCAGUCUGGCUUGGUGGUAGGAGCAAACGAAAGGAAAGGAGAAGCAAGCAAGAAAAAGUGAGAGAGGAUUGCAGCGACCGCCGCUACCGGGAAAAAAAAAUAAAAACCCAAAGAAGAUAACUGGGAAGGAAAAGGAUUUUCAUGGCGCAGGCUGCAGAGCUAAGCAAGAAGACUGAAGGUUGCAUCUCUGCUCUUACAGUCUCUAACUGUCUAGGUCCAGAUAAUGAGAGAUUGUGUUGAGGAUGCUGCUGCUGCUCCCCCGUUCACUGUGGAAGCCAUCUCCAAAUUAGCCAUUACAUAUGGAAACUGGAGACCAGAAUUUUAGAAAAAGGGAUUAAGGCGUCUCGUUUUGGGGGGGGUUCUCUAUUUGUUUGUUUGUUUUUUCUUGGUUCUUUUCUCUCUUUUUUUUCUUUUUUCUUUUUCCUUUUUUUAUAUUUCAACCAGAACGUUUCUGAUUUAAAAGGCAAGCCUCUUCCCGUGUGGUCUUUCUAAUUUACACUCUUUUCCGUGGGCUUUCUUACCUCCCUUUUUUGAUAUCUAUCUCUCUAUAAAUACCCAUUAUAUUAUUAGUCGGAAUUAUUAUUCUUUUAUUUUAUUAAACACACACACCCCAAGAAUCAGAAGGCGGUUGGGUAUUUGUAUAAUGAAGAAUUAUGGGGCUCUUUGACAGAGGUGUUCAGAUGCUUUUAACCACCGUUGGUGCUUUCGCUGCCUUCAGCCUGAUGACCAUAGCUGUGGGGACCGACUACUGGCUUUACUCCAGAGGGGUUUGCAAGACUAAAACUGUCAGUGAGAACGAAACCAGCAAAAAGAACGAGGAAGUCAUGACCCAUUCUGGAUUAUGGAGAACCUGCUGCCUGGAAGGGAAUUUUAAAGGUCUGUGUAAGCAAAUUGAUCACUUCCCUGAGGAUGCAGAUUAUGAAGCCGAUACAGCAGAAUAUUUCCUCCGGGCUGUUAGAGCCUCUAGUAUUUUUCCGAUCCUGAGCGUGAUUCUGCUUUUCAUGGGUGGACUCUGCAUUGCAGCCAGCGAGUUCUACAAAACCCGACACAACAUCAUCCUUAGUGCCGGCAUCUUCUUCGUGUCCGCAGGUCUGAGUAAUAUAAUUGGCAUCAUCGUAUACAUAUCAGCCAACGCUGGAGACCCCUCGAAGAGUGACUCCAAGAAGAACAGUUACUCCUAUGGCUGGUCCUUCUAUUUCGGGGCCCUGUCUUUCAUUAUAGCUGAGAUGGUGGGAGUGCUGGCCGUCCACAUGUUCAUAGACCGGCACAAACAGCUGCGUGCCAACGCUCGUGCCACGGACUACCUCCAGUCCUCUGCCAUCACCCGCAUCCCCAGCUACCGGUACCGCUAUCAGAGACGCAGCCGCUCUAGCUCCCGUUCUACUGAGCCUUCACACUCCAGGGAUGCCUCUCCCGUCGGGAUCAAAGGGUUCAACACCCUCCCAUCAACGGAGAUCUCGAUGUACACCCUGACCAGGGACCCACUGAAGGCUACCACCACUCCCACCGCUACCUACAACUCCGACAGGGAUAACAGUUUCCUCCAGGUUCACAACUGUAUCCAGAAAGAGAACAAGGACUCUAUCCACACGAACACAGCCAACCGUCGGACCACCCCGCAGGUACAUGCAGCCUGCGCUGACGCAGACCCGCACGGGAGCCGGCCACCCACUGCUUUGCCUUUGCGUGUAUUUACCUUCCCGGCCCCGGUCCCGAAUAGCUGCAGCGAGCCCCCAGCUCUGCCUCCGUCGCUGGCCCUUCGCGCCCCCUCGGCCCGGAGCCGUGCCCAGGAGAGGCACGAAGCCGCCGGGCUCCUCCGCACCUGCUCCGUUGCCUCCUCAUCCCCGCCUGAGUCUCUCCUGCUGUGGGUUUGAUCCCCUCAUGGCCUGAUUUACAGCAGCAAGGGGGAAGUCAGGCCCCUGCCAUCGGGGCCCCCAGCUGCAAACCUGCCCCGACACCCCGCCAUGAGCCCCCUCCCUCCAGCAGUGCAGGGAGCCAGCCUGGCACCCAGCACCAUCACCUUGCCCAGGGGAAUGAGGUGCCAGGGGUCCCAGAAACCACUGUUAAUUCAGCUCUCUGUUGAAUGUUGCUACGGGGACGUGGAGAGGGCAGUGGGGAGUGAACAGCGAAGGCAGGGGAGAGGAGUAUCAGCCUGCCUCUGCGACACCCAGCAAGCCGCCAGCUGGCACAGGGCAAGGACAGGCCCCAGGGGUAGCUCUCAGCAGCACCUCGUUGUCAGCCACGCACCUGGGCAGGUGUGAGGCUGAGGGUCUGCAGGAUGAGGCCACCAAGCCGUUCAGCAGCUCAGACCCACUUUUGUGACUUUUUCCAUUCCAGUUCCUGCUGUUCCAGUUUUACAAGCCUCGAAGUCCCACAGUUCGGGUCCCAUUGGAAUUUCUGCUCUGUUCCUUAAAAGCAUCCUGAUCCUCCCCACCCCCAAAUAUUGCUGCUCUAACCUGCUUUCCCCCUCAGGCACAGGCAAGUGGGUUUCCGUCCAGGGCAGGGCUGGGGAGAAGAUGUGGGAAAUCUGAAGGGCUGAAAAGGUUCCCUUGGCUCUAGGCAGGCACAGAGGUGAGCGCUGGCCUGGCAACACAGGGAAAGAUGAGAUGGGGUGUCCAAGAGGCCUGGCUCAGCUUGCACUGGGUGUCCAGACUCCCUGCUGAUAUCUCAUUCCCUGCCCUCCUGUGAACCCCACCUCCCCAGUCCCCAACCCUUAAGAAAAAUAUCAAAGAUUCAAAAGAAAAUCCCCCAACCCCCAGGAAUGAGUUAAAAUUGGUUUCCCAAACUCCAGCAUAGACAGAGCAUGGUAUUUUGGUCUAAAUCCAAAGCUGCUCUCGAGAAUUCAACGUCUCAUGGAGCUCGUGAGCAUUCACAGGGCGAAGUGCAAAGCCAAGUGAGCCCCCAAGUGUGAUAGCGGGUAUGUCAGAGAGGGAAGGAGAGAGCAUGAGAGAGCGCGCAAGAGACAAGGAGGACGAGGGCUGGCGGGGAAGCUUUUUUCCAAGGAUACUGCUCAUGUCCAGCUCAAACCAGUACAAGAAACCAACCUCCAUUUUCUUUAUUUUGUGGUUUUUUUCAGACUGUUAAAAAGAAAAAAAUUUUAAAAACAGAAAAUUACAAAAAAAAUUCCUGGUACAUGAAAUAAAGAUUUUUUUUUAUAA
Messenger RNA from Dromaius novaehollandiae (emu), 3359 nucleotides. RefSeq names its product calcium voltage-gated channel auxiliary subunit gamma 2 (gene CACNG2). Gene Ontology annotation, cellular component: voltage-gated calcium channel complex; AMPA glutamate receptor complex; postsynaptic density membrane. Gene Ontology annotation, biological process: positive regulation of synaptic transmission, glutamatergic; neurotransmitter receptor internalization; regulation of AMPA receptor activity. The transcript is spliced from 5 exons. Gene Ontology annotation, molecular function: voltage-gated calcium channel activity; channel regulator activity. Lineage: Eukaryota; Metazoa; Chordata; Aves; Casuariiformes; Dromaiidae. The coding region runs from base 855 to 2075 and encodes 406 amino acids. The record is from RefSeq and is a predicted model, not a curated record.